Molecule: messenger RNA, 723 nt
Organism: Owenia fusiformis
Lineage: Eukaryota; Metazoa; Annelida; Polychaeta; Sabellida; Oweniidae
Source: the annotation of a GenBank genome assembly
GGACACAGCUAAAAAUUAACAAUGAAAUCCUAGAACCAUCCAACCAGGAAGAGACAAGUUUACUCUAUUGCUAGGAAAAUGCCCAGCAUAUAAAAUGAAUACACUACAGACAGUACAGAUAAUUAAGAUUAAAUGACAAGUAGACGCUUCAAAGAUUUGACUGAGACCAAAGGAUACAAACAUGAAAAAGGCUCUGAUGCUAGCAUUCCUUACAAUUACACUCCUGUACAUGGAAACUAAUGCAAACCUGCUACAAUUCUGUGGGAUGGUAUCACAUUAUACAGAACGCAGCUGCUUUGACUACAUAAACUACGGAUGCUGGUGUGGGCUUGGGGGCAAAGGAAAAACCGUAGAUGAAAUAGAUGAGUGCUGUAAGGCACAUGAUAAAUGUUAUGAUCGUAUAAAAAAAUGUAGUCCAAAAUGGAACUUUUAUAGCAGAUUCUGGAACCGGUGUUGGGACAAGAAGGGCUCUUGCGAUUACAAAAUUUGUAAAUGUGACGAGGAUGCAGCGAAAUGCUUUGCGAAGUACAAAUAUGAUGACGCUCAUUGGGGCUACAGAUCAAAGCGACAAUGUUUCAAAUGAAUACAGUGAAACCUGUUUAUCCAAAUACCUCUCUAAAAUGAAUGACUCUCGAGUCAAGCUAAAAGACAGAGCUUAUCAAAAAUGAAAGGUUGAUACCUAAAACCUGACAAAGGACUGAUAAACACUACCUCAUAACUGUU